CAAUGGUGCACGUGCGUUAAAGUGCAUCCUGUUCUGUUGACAUGCCGCCAUUUUCCAAAUAUUUUUCAUUGGGUAAUUUAACCUAAACCAAGUAAUGGCCUUGUGUGAGGAUACUCUAUUCUGUAAUUUCCCCAAAUGUCGGGCAAAACUGAGUGGCUUUGCCUGGGUAACAGCCUGUUCACACGCUUUCUGUGACCAACAUGGAUCGGGGGAGUUCAGCCGAUCUCCAGCUAUCUGUCCUGCUUGUUCAUCCGCCCUUUCAGGAAAACUGGACAUAGUGCGAACAGAGCUGUCGCCCUCGGAAGAAUACAAAGCAAUGGUGCUAGCAGGACUGAGACCUGAAACGGUUUUAGAUAUCUGUGCAAGAGCACUUGCUUUUUGGACUUAUCAGGUGCAUCAGGAGAGGCUGUUUCAGGAGUACAGUCUGUCUCGUGUGGAGAGUCAGCUGAAGCAGAUGGAGAAGAUUCUGUCACAGCAGACGCAGAGCCGUGAGUUGGAGCUGAACGGCAUGAGAGGGGAGAUCGCCUCACUCAAGCGGGUGACAGACGAGUACAAGCGCAAGUACAGCGAGGUGUCUGAGCGUCUGAUGGAGAGGAACAGGCAGUACCAGAAGCUGCAAGGCCUCUACGACUCCCUGCGCCUGCGGAACAUGGUGGUCGGAGGGGAGAGGGAGAGCGGAGGGGGUAUGAUGCGUGACGUCCCACCAGGGCUGGACAGGCCGAUGAACCCUCGUCCCAGUCCUCAGCUGUACGGCACGAGAGGCGAGGGAGACCGGUUCUUCUCCUUGGAGCCUGACGGGCCCAAGACCUUCUUCCAGUUCAGCUCUCCGGACAGGGGCCACUCACUCGUCCCCAAGAAGUGACACUCGUCCCAGCUCCUGUCAUCGCGAUCUUGAUGACAACUUCCUGUGCGUGUGCUCACCACUGCAUCUUUAUUUGGCUUUGUUGACAGCUCGGCGUUGACCGCUGUCAGAAUAAGCAACUGAUUGUUUCCUGGUUUGCUCGGAGUUUACCUCAUAAUGGUAUGAUGAAGUUUAUCUUCUUGUCAAUGUUAUGAAGUCUAUCAUUGAGAAUUGUUGUGAUGACAUUAGAGAAAGGGUUUGCUCUUUGACAGGAGAAGAAUGUCUUUGUAUUUGAAGGGCAGUCUGUCUUUAUGGCUGAAUAAAAUUAGAAUUUGUUAAAUUA
Molecule: messenger RNA, 1184 nt
Organism: Sardina pilchardus (European sardine)
Lineage: Eukaryota; Metazoa; Chordata; Actinopteri; Clupeiformes; Clupeidae
Product: E3 ubiquitin-protein ligase CCNB1IP1
Exons: 5
Coding region: 95-862 (255 amino acids)
Biological process (GO): reciprocal meiotic recombination
Cellular component (GO): synaptonemal complex
Molecular function (GO): ubiquitin protein ligase activity
Source: RefSeq, a predicted model, not a curated record